Messenger RNA from Mya arenaria, 3840 nucleotides. RefSeq names its product GDP-D-glucose phosphorylase 1-like. The transcript has 11 exons. The record is from RefSeq and is a predicted model, not a curated record. Gene Ontology annotation, molecular function: GDP-D-glucose phosphorylase activity. Lineage: Eukaryota; Metazoa; Mollusca; Bivalvia; Myida; Myidae. Gene Ontology annotation, cellular component: cytoplasm. Bases 1223 to 2320 code for a protein of 365 amino acids. Gene Ontology annotation, biological process: glucose metabolic process.
UUAUGAUCAUUGUACAUGCCGUUUAAACUGCUCGUUGAUAUUUGAUAUUGUACUUAAACAUUUAAACCAAUUCGUUCCCACACGUUUCGUACAAUACUCCAUUAAUUGGGUUAUUUAUUGCCCAACCUGUUUUGGUUAAUUUUAUUGCUUCAAUAAAUGUAUUAAACUUAUCCCCUUUGAGAAAGUGUGCCCGUUGUGAGGCUUGAUUCAAGCAAUGAAACAUAUUUAAGAUUUUACUUGAAGAAAUAGUCUAAAGAAAUUACCAUUAAUAAUGGAUUCUCCAAGUCUGGCAUAUGAGGAGGAGGUAUAUAGCAGAGUCUGGUCUGUUUUAAUUAGUCUUAUUGUCAAUCAGCCUUAUAAAAGGUGUGCCAGUGAUGUGUGGUUUGGAAGUCUCUGCAGGUAUUGCGGUACAGCAAUUAAUAUGGUGUUGACUCUCGGAUUAUGCACAUUGUUGGACUUAAUACACACUAGCCUUGACCUCGUAUUUAACUUGAGGAGCAUCUGCGACUCGUAUGUAAAGUGACUGUUUUGUGUUGUUACUGUUGCCCAGACGGCCAUGCACAAUCUCGAAUGGUUUUGUAUUUUAAGGCUUGAGUUGGAGUAAAAGCUCCAUUUUGUCUGAGGAAUGGGUCACUUAUAUAAUAAAAGCACCACUUCAGACAGUGUCAUCUUGGUACCAAGACAAAGCACUGGUUGUUUAAGGACAGUUGAAUUGAUUGUUGGAAUUCUUUUUUGUUAGUUUUUAAAGUGAUUCCCAAUGAUUUUGGUUGAAAAAAAUUGAGAUCAAAUAAUAUUUGUAAAGCCCUUUAGUAAGUGAGGCAUAGUUUUCAUAAUGGCGAUUCUUUGUAUGUCAGUGCAGCAGUGCGUCCGAUUGGACUGAACCUCAUUCAGGCUGUAUCUUGACCAUGCAUUUUUGGAUUUCCAAAAACUUGCCAUGAAGGUACACCAUGAUAUGAUGUGUCGGGCACAAGACCCAGGUCUGUACGUCAAAGGUCAAAAAAUGUUUGAAAUGAUCCUUGUCCAUAGCUGUUUCAUGGCCAUGCAUGAUAGGAUUUUCAACAAACAAGCCAUGAAGGCUCACCAUGAUAAGACGGUGUGUCAAAUGUUGAAAUGAUCGCUGUUGUUAGGACUACCUUCUCUGGGCCUUAUCUUUACCAUGCAUCAUAGGAUUUUCAAGGAAGUCAUCUUAGUUGAGAUGAAUGUGUGCGUUUAGCCUGAAAGUAUGGAGCUUUUUCAUUAUGGGGAAAAGGAUUUUCAAGAGAGUACAAAGCCCUGGAAUGCAGGCGAAAACAGAGAGUUGAGUGCAUUUGACAAGUGUCUGUGUGCGGGAUGGGACAGAGCUGUUGAGGCAGGACAUUUCCGCUACAAACUUAACAUUGAUCAGACAAAGGUGAUAGGCAAACUUGGAUAUGUUGCACAGCUUAAUGAGAAGCGGGCUCAGGAGCGUAGGAAGCCAGACAACAUCUGCUCUGUAAACCAGCCAUUCAACCCAGCAACCUUCAACUUUGGCAAGAUACCAGCCAGUGAAGUGCUCUUUCAGCUUGGGGAUGGGUGUGUCAAUGACUUGAAUGAUAAGAAUCAGUGUGGGGAUGGAACAAAUAAAGAGGUCAUGAAGGUUCGGAACUUGGUGGUAAUCAAUGUGAGCCCGCUGGAGUAUGGUCAUGUGCUGUUGGUUCCUGAUGUGGAUGCCUGCAAUCCGCAGAUCCUUACACAGUCUUCCGUUCAACUGGCAUUAGAGAUGCUUCUCCUCAGUAAACACAGCGGGUUUCGUGUUGGGUUCAACAGCCUGUGUGCCUAUGCCUCUGUGAACCACUUACAUCUGCAUGCCUACUACCUGAACCACGAACUCUUUAUAGAACACACGCCCGUGAACAAUUUAAAAGGGCCACUGUAUGAGUUGACAUCAAUGCCAGGCCAUGGGUAUGCUCUUCAGCUGCACGGAACAGAUCAUGUCACACUUUCAAGAUGGGUGUUCCAGAUAACAGAUUACUUCCAGAAGAAGGAAGUUGCCCACAACAUGUUUAUGACCCGUGGCUCUGUAUUUGGUGACCCACAGGGCAGCACCAACCGCACUGUUCGGGUCUUCAUUUGGCCCAGAAAGAAGUUCAUAGGUACCCACAUGUGGUUGAAGGAUGAGGCAGCCUUCAAUGUUGCCCUUGUUGAACUUGCUGGUCAUCUACCCAUUAAAGUGGAAAGUCUGUUUAAUGAGCUGACAGAGGAGAGUAUUGAGUCUACAAUACGCGACCAUCUUCUACAGUCCACCGAGUACGAGACAAUCAAGCAUGACCUUGUCUCAAUGUUCUCCCAACAAGGCAGUUGAUGACGGCUAGCUGGGUUAGCCAGGAACUGUAGCUAUGACAACAUGUGUUCGUGACACCAAGUGUUCAUCAGUGAUUUUGAAUUCCAGUGAAUUUUAAUGUAAAUAGGCGGGAAUGUGAUAUGUUGUUAUUGCUCAAUUCUCUGUCUGUUGAUUAAUCGUUUUUAUUGUUAUCCUUUAUUGUUGUUGUCUGUUUUUGAAGCAAGAAAGUCGGCUUAUUGUGAUAGCUUUGGUGUCGACUUCAAGCGCAACUUUUAAUUUGAAAUACAAAUGAAGCAUAUGCACAUGUUGUCAGAGACAAUACACACAUGUAUAACAAGGUAUACAACUCUUUAUUAAAUAAUCAUUGAUUUAUGACCCUUGUUAGACUGAACAAAGAAAAACAUACAAGUGUAAGUGUUUGCUUCCGGUAGCUCUGGUAUAUACUCUACUGUUAUGAUUAUUUUAUCGUCUUUCAGUGUGUUUCAGGGGUUUUCAGGGGGUUUUGUUAGCUUGUUUAUUUUUUGGAAAAAGUAUGUUGUGAUAGUCUCAUAGCUCUGUGUUGUUUGUGGUGUCACACUAAGCUAUAGUGGUGCUCUUGUUCAUUUAUUUUGAUUUCUCUUGAAGUUGAUAAUUUACCUUUAUUCCAUGAUACAUUUUUUUUAUAGAGCUUUACAUAGAUAAUUGCUGUGUGACUUAUGUGACUUAAGCAGUGCAAUUCUUUCACCCAGUUUUCUCUUUUGAUUUAAGUUCUCAGGUGGUAGAAGCUGUGGUCCCAGCAGCUGUCCGCUUUUCAAAGAUAAAUGGCUGGGCCUCAGCUUCUCAUUUAAUUGCUCUUGUGAAAUAUAGGUCAGAUACAUGAAAAUUCCUCAACUGCCCAACAUAGACGGUGAAUCCUGUUACUAUAAUAUGCCCAAUGCAGAUAAAAAACUUUCUACAUUAUUCAACAACUACUUUGCACAUAUGUAUGUUCAAUGACCUCCACAAUGAAUUGAAGUACUCACAAGACUUGGUUGAUGUAAUGAAAGAUGUGUCAUAUAUUUGAUAUUUGUUAUAUAAUAUAUGGCUUUCACCAUAUGAAUAACCUUGAAUCAAGAGAUCUUGCGGGAUUCUUUUGUUAUGCUCUACUGUUCCUUCUCAGUAAGGAAGACACUUGAGUCAAUGUAAAGUGAAUACUGACAUCCAGGCUCAUUAAAAAUAGCAAAUUAUUCACUGCAAAUAUAUUAAACAUUUUACUACUUCCAAUUAAGAUUAAUAAUAUUUGAAUGCUAAAUGGUUAUUUUGUUGAAAUUCUGGUUGGCUGUUCAAUCUAACAUCACAUUUGUAGGAACUUGUUUUGCACUUUCAUUUGAUCUUUGUUUCUGGUGUCUCACCAUUGUCUUUGAAAAAAUAAAGAUUAUCGUGUUAUAAUGCAUUUUGCUUAGGAUUAUUUGUUUCAUUUAUAUUUGAACAAAACCAUUAGAGGGAGGUUGUAAGAAGAAAGUUUUCUUAUUUCUCGAUUAUUUGAUAUUCAUGUUCAUGAAAUACAAGAACUCUCAAUAAAA